GUUCUAAUGGCGUCAAGACCCAAGCACUGUUGUCACAUUUUGUCCUACAGUGUUUCAAUAUUUUGUUUUGUUUAUGUCGCUCAAGUUUUCCACGAAGGAGACGAAAAACCGACGCGGGCUUGCGCAGGUUGGUACGGAGAGGCAGAGAAAGUUAGCUUUUACAGAUGGCAAGGAAAUAAUUUUCGAGGAAAUUCUCUUCUAUCAAGAGCCAAGCCAGAUGAACAUGGAAGUGACAACGGAGGAGGCACAAGCGGUGCUGCUGGAGGGAAUGGAAGGUACGCAGUACAUCACCAUUCAGAGGGCAGACGGAGAACCUUUGAGCAAAAGCGUGCCUCUUCUGACACUUAAUGGCGAGCUGAUCUCCGAGGGAAUGGUGGUUGAUAUGAUCAACGCUGGUGUUGGCACCGACUACGGUGCAGCAACGCAAUAUUACGAGACCGAAGAUUUACUGCAACACGAUUUGACAGAGGAGGACAGGAGGCUGGCUGCGGCUUUGGUCGCCGUUCAACUGCAGCAACAACAAAAGCAGCAACACCUUCACAGUCAGUCGCAACACGACGACCCUACACUACCGGACGUUUCACAUCUGGAAACCCUGACGCCUGUGAACACCUACUCUAUACAAACGGUCCCGGAACCGAACGCCCCUCCUGUGUACCCGACGUUGCAGCCGUUCAAACGAAUCCCGCAUAACGUGAAACAGGAGUUCAUAAACGUGAAAAGCGAGUACGACGUGGACGUGUCGGCGGAGAGCAGCGAGGACGCGGCGCCGACCGCGGGGCCGAAGAGGUCGUUGCCGCACAAGAAGAGGAUACCGCGUAAACUGAAGCAACAGACGAAGAGAAGCUCGGCGAGGAAGGACAGCGGCAGGAUAAACGCAGACGCCAUGAACGGGAAUGGCGCUUCCGGCGAGAUACAGACUCACGUGUUCAAGUGCGAACUGUGCAGUUCUAGAUUUAGUAGUCAGUUGAAGUUUUUCGAGCAUCUGAAGGUACACUAUGAACCUGUCAAGCAGGAAACCAGGAUAGCACAAGCGACCAAUACUAACAUCACGAUAUCUGUGUCAGAGUCUGUUCAGAAUUUGGAAAACACAGUUAUCGAGGAAUUCAGCGAGCCUGAGGACCUCAUGGAGGGCAUCAGAGGUGUUGUGGAGGAGACAGGUGCGCACAUAGACGACGAAACAGAAUCCCCGUUGAACAACGAAUCCCCGUUGUGGACGAUUACCGAUGUCACGGAACAUGUACAUAGGGACCAUGUAAAACCGUCAGCUAUCAAUGAACACGGCAUGCACGACAAAGAUAAGUCUGACAUUCCACAAACAGCGAAGAAAAAGAAGAUACUGAAGGCUAGGAAGUCGAACGACGAAUUAACGUGCCCGCAAUGCGAUCGGUCGUUCCACCAUAAAAACAGUUUGGUGUACCACAUGCGAUCCCACAGUGGCGAACGACCUCACCAAUGCGAAGUCUGCGGGAAAAGUUUCUUUGCUGCCAGUGCGUUGAAGGUCCACAAGCGCCUCCACAGCGGUGACAAGCCGUACAAGUGCGAGGAAUGCGGCCGUCACUUCCGUCAGUGCGGGGAUCUGAAAUACCACUCGACCAGCAUCCAUUCGGAACAGAAACAGUACCAGUGCGAGUAUUGCGGCAAAGACUUCGCGCGCAAGUACUCACUGAUCGUUCACAGGAGAAUCCACACUGGCGAAAAGAAUUACCGCUGCGAGUACUGCAACAAAACGUUCAGGGCGAGCAGUUACUUGCAGAACCAUCGUCGCAUACACACCGGUGAGAAACCGCACCAGUGCGCUGUCUGUGGAAAGCCAUUCAGAGUGCGAAGCGACAUGAAGAGGCACAUGCACACGCACACGAGGGGAAGGUCUGAAAGAUCUAUGAACAGGGUGAAGACCGUGGAGGAAGUUGGUGACAAAGGCUCGCAAGCGAAGACCAUUCAGGAUCUUGUUCGCGAUUUGAAGCUCGAGGUGGAGGCUACAGGAGUCGUGGAGAUCAUCCCUCCCGACGAUAAUCCUGAGAGCAUCCUACCACACGCUGGUGGACCGACCCUCGAAUACACAGUGACAACGACUCCGGAUGCUAAUCUUGACAGAGAUCCAUUGAAGGCAGUUGUUCGUGCUGAGAACAUGUAAGUUUAUUCACUGUCUAAAAUGGUAGCAGCGUGGUUAUUCUAACUUGACCAUUUCGUGUUUCUUGCUCUUGCAGGCAGUAUUUCUUCAUCUAAUGUCUGCUGGAUUAUUCCCUGUAACAUUGAGGUUGAACCAUGACAGAUCUCUCGUGCACAAAGACGACGCCGGAGUCACCAUAGAUGCAAAUGACUGAAUCGAAGUGCUAUCAUCAACGCACUGCCUAUCGUAUUAACGUGGAUAAACAGUACUUUCCAGUUUCUCUGCCAGAAUUACUUUUUAAGGGAAAUGUUACGGACGUAAUGUUAAAAAAAUAUAUUAUUCUUAAGACUGUUCUUAGCAGAAGAACUCGGGAAGUACAUACAUAUGUAUGUAUAA
This is a messenger RNA of Heterotrigona itama, 2509 nucleotides long. NCBI's taxonomy places the organism in Eukaryota, Metazoa, Arthropoda, Insecta, Hymenoptera, Apidae. The record is from the annotation of a GenBank genome assembly.